Penaeus vannamei (Pacific white shrimp) is the source of this 534-nucleotide messenger RNA. Lineage: Eukaryota; Metazoa; Arthropoda; Malacostraca; Decapoda; Penaeidae. The record is from RefSeq and is a predicted model, not a curated record.
AUGUACGAGCCUUCGACGGGCGACUGGAUCCUGCUGGUGGCGUCGGUGCAGCUGCGGGACCGCGGCGUCUACGAGUGCCAGAUCGGAACCACGCCGCCGCGCAGCCACUUCGUCACCCUCCACAUCAUCGAGCCCCGCACGGUGAUCCUCGGCGGCGGCGACCUGCACAUCAACACGGGCUCCACCAUCAACCUGACCUGCCUGGUCCUGUACCACGCUCGCUCUCCGCACGCCCUCUCCUGGCUGCACGAGGGACAGGAAAUCCAUUACGACUCUGCUCGCGGGGGCGUGUCCGUGCUGACGGAGGCGGGCGAAGUGACCCGCUCCGCCCUCCUCAUCCAAAAGGCCACGCGACAGGACGCCGGGAACUACACCUGUCAGCCCAAGGGCGCCGCCUCAGCCACCGCCUACGUCCAUGUGCUCCACGAUAUCGCCUCAUCCUGUAGUUCCCGAAGUAGGAAACGAGCUAGUCUCAGGUGGGGUGUAGACCGUCUGCCAGAAAAGGAACUUUUGUACACGAAAGUGAAACUUUGA